UCUGCAUCGUUCCAGAUUUUCGUUAGCUUAGCAUGUUUAAGGCGAAUUCUGAGGUAAAAUUCGUACUUCGCGUCGACGGGCGGCUUUUAAUGUAAUUUACUGUAGUAAUUUGGAGUUUCUGCUCGCUGUCGUGUCGGAAAAACGCGCGUUUAGAGCGAAGGACGUCGUGUGGGAGUCUGUGAAACACCCCCCGCCCCGGGCGAGCCGCGGUGAGGAGCGCUAGCUGAGGAGCAGCUCGGCUACAGCCCGCUCUCCCCCACCAGCGCUCUGUUUGUGUUGACGUCGUCAGCAGCAGCAGCAGCAGCAGAGAUAACCUACAGCAGCUAGCUGCAGUCGGAGGCGACGCGGGUUUAAUGCAGGUUUAGCUGAAGAAUUCUCCGACUUGGAGGGAAAAUGCAGAGGCUACGCCACUUUAUUUCAGUUGUGCUGCUCCCCAUCGCAGCUUUGAGUUUAGAUUUUAAUCAGUUCAGCGGUGGUCCGUCCCGUAACGCCCGCUCUCUCUACGAGAAGACCCCCUUAUCAGAGAGGAUUAUAAAGCAGGCAGAGCACAGCAUUCACAAACGAAGCGCAGACUCUGGAGAAGACACCUGUAAUUCUCUGCAGAGAUAUGACACCAAAUUAACCAGCAACACUCACAGCCACAGCUUUGAUGAUCUUAGUGGAUCAGUGUCUCUGGCCUGGAUAGGAGACGGAACAGGGGUUCUUCUGGCUCUGACCACAUUUCAGGUGCCUUUAUUCAUGCUAAGAUUUGGCCAGUCCCGGCUGUAUAGGAGCGAGGACUAUGGUAAGACCUUUCAGGAUGUCACAGAGCUCAUCAGUAACACCUUUAUCAGCACUGACUUUGGAAUCGCCAUUGGCCCUGAGAGCUCUGGGAAGGUGAUCCUUACAGGAGAUCUGUCUGGAAGUGGUAGUGCCAGAAUUUUCCUCUCAUCAGAUUUUGGGAACAGCUUCACUCGCUCAGACCUGCCAUUUAAUCCAAAAAUGCAGAUCAUGUACAAUCCCCAAAACCCCAACGUACUUGUGGCAAUCAGCACCAAGAGUGACCUCUGGAUUUCAGAAAACUUUGGAGAGAAGUGGAGGAUCAUCAGCGAGACUGUGUGUGUGGUCAAAUGGGGGGCAGACAAUACACUCUUCUUCUCCACAAACCUGAAUGGGUCCUGCUCUGACAGAGGGAUGCUGACUUUGAAGAAGACUAUAGACAAUGGACAAACAAUUAACACAAUCGCAGAGAAGAUUUACUCCUUUGGGAUUGGUGGGCGUUUCUUGUUCGCCUCUGUCAUGACUGGAACAGGUACGUUGCGAAUGAUCCAUGUGUCUGUGGAUCAGGGUAAGGAGUGGAACAUGGCACAGCUCCCUCCUGUAGGACAUGAGCAGUUCUACUCAAUACUAGCAGCCAACAAUGAGAUGGUGUUCAUGCACGUGGAUGAACCAGGAGAUACCGGCUUUGGCACCAUUUAUGUGUCGGAUGACCGGGGCAUGGUUUACUCCAAGUCUCUGGAGCACCAUCUCUACACGGCCACUGGGGGUGAUAAUGAUUUCACCAAUGUGACAUCACUCAGAGGUGUAUUCAUGACCAGUGUGCUAGCUGAAGAUGGCUCUUUGCAAACUGUGGUGUCGUUCGACCAGGGAGGGGAAUGGGUGCCCUUGAGGAAACCAGAAAACAGCGAGUGUGAUUCCACAGCUAAAGAUAAAGACAAAUGUAGUCUACAUAUCCACGCAUCUUACAGUAUCUCUAAGAAGUUGAAUGUGCCAAUGCUUCCUCUGAGUGAGCCCAAUGCUGUGGGACUGAUAAUCGCUCAUGGUAGCGUGGGUGAUGCAAUCUCAGUGCUGACUCCAGACGUGUACGUGUCCGAUGAUGGUGGAUACUCGUGGCUGCGUGCUCUGGAGGGCCCCCACCACUACGCCAUCCUGGAUUCCGGAGGUCUGCUGGUCGCUGUGGAGCACAACCCCACAGUUCCCAUAUCUCAGAUCAAGUUUUCCACAGAUGAGGGCCAGUGCUGGCAUGUGUACAACUUCACCAAAGAACCGCUCUUCUUCACCGGGCUUGCCUCGGAGCCAGGGGCACGUUCCAUGAAUGUCAGUAUCUGGGGCUACAGAGAAACUCUGAUCACUCAGUACUGGGUCUCCAUCACCAUCGACUUCAGAGAGCUGCUUACUCGCGACUGUGUGGAGAAUGACUAUGUGCCGUGGCUGGCACAUUCUGAUGACAUCAGUGACCCUAAAGAUGGCUGCAUGCUUGGUUAUAAGGAGAAGUUUCUGCGUCUGAAGAAGGACUCAGUGUGCUGGAAUGGGAGAGAUUACAAUGUCAAUAAGCAGCCUACACCAUGCGCCUGCACUCUGGAUGACUUCCUGUGUGACUUUGGAUACUACCGAAAUGAGAACAGCUCUGAUUGUCUAGAGCAGCCCGAGCUCAAAGGCCAUGAUCUAGAGCUGUGCAUUCAUGGGAAGAAAGAACAUCUGCAGACCAAUGGGUAUCGUAAGAUUCCCGGGGAUAAGUGCGAGGGAGGCAAUCAACCAGAAAGAAAAGAGGUUGAUAUUAGAAAAAAAUGUAUCAGCAAUCUACUGGACCCACAGAAGCAGACACAGAACAAUGGGAAACCUUCGCACUCCGCCCCUAUUAUUGUCACAGUUAUUGCCAUUGUUCUCGUCAGCUGUAUUGCUGGAGCUCUUUUUGUGAAGAAGUAUGUGUGUGGAGGAAGAUUCCUGGUGCACAGGUACUCAGUCCUACAGCACAAUGCCGAGGCUAAUGGCAUAGAGGGAAUGGACGAAACUCUGGAUACAAACGUGGCUGGACAUGCUAAGAUUGGCUUCCAUGAUGAUUCAGAUGAGGACCUCCUGGAAUAACAGUGAUGAUUCAGCACCAGCAGGAACAGGGAGAUCUCUUCUCCUUUUCCCUCAGGCAUCUCUGCUGCUGUUUUACACCUGCUAGAAAGCACAACACCCAACGCCCAAGACUCUUCAUCACCCCGCCCUCCCACUCUCAACCCUAUGCUCCGCUUCAAGCUUUUCUAGUGGAGUGAACUGCAGUUCCAUUGUUCUCUUUAUGAAGGUAUGCCAUGGACAUACCUGUAAUUACUAACUGGAAGAACCAGAGUAGCGAGCCAGUGCUUAAAUGGCUGGACCUUCUGUAAUGUCACAUUUAUCUUGCCUGGGGAGCAUGCCAAGGUCUUGUUGGUUUAACUGGACGAAAAUAGGAGUGGAGUACAACCGAGGCACUUGCGUAUACAGAAUUCUUGUCCCUGUUUAGAAAUGUAGGCAGUUCAAAAUCUUACCAUAGCUGGUUAUAUAGCAUAUAAAAUUGACACAGGAAAAACUAAAAACUUUAAAUCAGGAGUAAAUCAGGUACUUCACCGAAUAAUUUACUGUGGUCUUGUGAUCCUCAAAAAAAGUCUUAAGAUUUAUGUAUAACCCAUAUUUUUGCUCAAUGAUAUGUCCUGAGGAUCUUAUUAAAAAAGCAAUACAGUGUGUAAAUACCACGCAUCUGCAGGUAUAGGCACCCAAAAUAGGCUGUAACCUUCUCAGUUUCUCAAAAAGGAGAGAAAUGACAGAAUAUGUAAUUUACCUAAGGCAAUGCUACUGUGUAGACAGUAUAAUACUUCCUGUGGCUGUAUAGUUUUUAAACUGCCUUUCCAUAUAAGGUUAAUUUAAUUUACAGAGAGGAAGGGAAAUGUAAUAUGUAAAGAAAAGUAAAGUUGCGAUUUUAUCUAUGAGUAUAUAUAUAUACCGGUAUAUGUGUGCAGAAUGAUAGAUAAUUUUAUAAAAGACACAUUGAUUUUCAUAUAAUGUAUAAAAAGUUUUUGCACUGUGAAACAUGGGGGCAGAUACACUGGCUCACUAAAGACUUCUCGAAUAGUCUUUAGUCUUCUCGAAUUCUGGAGUUAGCAAUUCUGGUAACACUUGAAGGCAACGUGGAAGAAAUAUUGAUUUUUUUUUUGGGUCAGGUUGUCUGAUAUGAGCAAAUAUAAGAUGUUCAAUUUGUAUUAGCGUGGUCACCAGUCUUAUCCAUAAAGCUGAAAUAGAGACCACAGGCAGAGCCUGACUAGACUGUUUGGUAGGAAUGUCCUUAUUCCUGCAAACCAAGGGUUUUUAAA
Astyanax mexicanus (Mexican tetra) is the source of this 4091-nucleotide messenger RNA. It is a transcript of the gene sort1b, whose product is annotated as sortilin 1b. Bases 394 to 2844 code for a protein of 816 amino acids. The record is from RefSeq and is a predicted model, not a curated record. Gene Ontology annotation, biological process: endocytosis; vesicle organization; Golgi to endosome transport. The transcript has 20 exons. Gene Ontology annotation, cellular component: Golgi apparatus; membrane. Gene Ontology annotation, molecular function: protein binding. NCBI's taxonomy places the organism in Eukaryota, Metazoa, Chordata, Actinopteri, Characiformes, Acestrorhamphidae.